CGACUAUCCAUCAGGCAGGGAUGCUUCGCGGAGUGAUUAUACGCCGCCACAUGUCAAUCUUUGGCUAGUUUAAUGGGGUCCUAGCAGGGGUAUGAGGCAGGGGACAUGGGAUGGUAUCCAAAACUCAAAUCAAACCAGUGUCAGUCCCUAUCUCUCUUCCUGUCACUUUUAUUGACAUCCACCCCCCAGUAUGCGUUUCCAUCGAGCGCUAGCGGCCAUAUCCGUGCUUGGCCAAUUGAGUCGGGUAUUGGCGUCUCCAAUCUUGGACACUGACGACGCCCAGAAGCCGCUCCUGCAGGCUGCUGGCGACGCUAAGUUCACGCUCUAUGAGCAGAGUGAGGAUAUCUGCGAUGCUGGUAGUCGUCAAUGGACUGGAUGGGUCAAUGUUUCUGAUGAGAAGAAACUAUUUUUCUGGUUCUUCGAGAGUCGUGACAAGCCCACGGAAGACCCGAUUGUAGUUUGGCUAAAUGGUGGCCCUGGAGGAUCGAGUCUCAUGGGUUUGUUCACCGAGAUUGGACCAUGUCUGACCAAUGAAGGAAACAAUGACACCUUUCGCAACGAGCAUAGCUGGACUAACUUCGCCAACAUGCUAUUCAUUGACCAACCCGCUGGCGUGGGAUUUUCCUCUAUCAACAACGGCACCGCCGGGGGACCCAACACCAUCAAGGAAGCAGUCGUCGACUUUGACAAAUUCCUCUCCGUCUUCUUCACCGAGGUAUUUCCCCAGUUCUCCCACCUCUCUUUCCACGUAGCCGGGGAGUCCUUUGCAGGGACCUACCUUCCCGCCUUCGUCAGCUACAUCAGCCGACGGCAACAGCUCGGCGUGCCCGAUGUGUCUCAGGUGCCCAUCCAAUCCAUCACGCUAGUCGAUGCCGUCAUUGACGUCGUCGGAUCCGGCGCCCUGGGUUCGUAUGACCACAUGUGCCGCUUCGACGAGCACGGAAAGAACAAAAUACCGCACGGAUACAACGCCACGGUAUGCCGUGCUAUCGAGAAGGCCGUGCCGGAAUGCGAGCGCCUUAAUCGCCAUUGCAUAGAAACUUACGACAGAGAGAUAUGCAUGGCUGCGGCUGCUUACUGCCAGGAACACAUCGAGAAGUAUUUGGAGGUUGGUGUCGGGGCACACAAUCCGUAUGAUGAUCGAUACAUGUGCAAUGGGACGACGCCUCUUUGCGGCAUCGAUACGUAUUUUGGUCGGUAUCUCAACCAACCCAAAGUCCAGGAGGCUUUGGGCUUUGGGUUACACCGAGAGUGGAAUUACACGCCGAUUAAUUACGAGAUGAAUGACCGGUGGCACGAGAGUCGAGAUAUGUAUAUGCCCACCACGCGGGAGUUAACGUGGAUUUUGGAUGAGACGGAAACGAAGGUGUUGGUUAUGAAUGGAAAUAAUGAUAUUAUCGUGAACACCGAAGGCCAGAAGCGCGUCUACGAUAAUCAGCCGUGGAACCACCAGGCCAAGUAUCGGCUUGAGAAAUUUGCUGAUUGGCAGUGGCCAGAUGAGAAAAGAAAUAUGAAUAGAGGCGGUGAAUUUAAAGUUGUGGACAAGCUGGGGUUUACGAGUAUUGAUGAGGCAGGUCAUACGUCACCGGGGGAUCAGAAGGUGGUGGCUGCUUUUAUCAUGGAGUGUUGGCUGAGGGAUGGGGGACGUGAAGCUUGUCCGUUUGGGUUUGGUACGAAGGAGAUUCUUAAAUAAUGUAGGGCGUGGAAUUUCUUUGAUGGGGAUGCAUGUGGAUAUAAGAGGGGGAAGGUGGAAUUAAGAUGGUAAUAUGAAUGAUGUUUUCACUGCCCACCAGCAGCCCAUUUUGUUACACCUUAUGUACACACAAGAAACACGUCAUGUGCACUUAUGUAAACAUGAGGGUAGCUCUUUAGGUAGCCUUGAGAAGACAAAACACC
Pseudomassariella vexata is the source of this 1896-nucleotide messenger RNA. RefSeq names its product Alpha/Beta hydrolase protein. The coding region runs from base 191 to 1693 and encodes 500 amino acids. Gene Ontology annotation, biological process: proteolysis. Gene Ontology annotation, cellular component: fungal-type vacuole. The transcript has 5 exons. The record is from RefSeq and is a predicted model, not a curated record. Gene Ontology annotation, molecular function: serine-type carboxypeptidase activity. NCBI's taxonomy places the organism in Eukaryota, Fungi, Ascomycota, Sordariomycetes, Amphisphaeriales, Pseudomassariaceae.